Messenger RNA from Onychomys torridus (southern grasshopper mouse), 5154 nucleotides. It is a transcript of the gene Lrig1, whose product is annotated as leucine rich repeats and immunoglobulin like domains 1. Gene Ontology annotation, molecular function: protein binding. Bases 547 to 3852 code for a protein of 1101 amino acids. Lineage: Eukaryota; Metazoa; Chordata; Mammalia; Rodentia; Cricetidae. The record is from RefSeq and is a predicted model, not a curated record. The transcript is spliced from 19 exons.
GGGGCCUGGGGCCGCGGGGCCGGACCGCGGCGCGGCUAGCCGCUGAUUGUUCACAGCGCCGAGGCACGGUGCGCUCCGGACGCUUCGGGACGGUGUGGCGCGUGGGGUCCCCGGCUCGCAGCCCAGAGCCCUCCGUUAAGAUGCCCGCCCGCGCCACGCGCAGAGGCCGAGCCUAAGCGUCCUCAGUCCACCGGCGGCCGGCGGCGGCUCCCGACGUGCGCCCGGGCUCGGAAGGCGACGCGCCGCGCCGCUCGAAGGACGAGCAGCGGCCGGCCGAACACUCUCCGCGGGACUCCGUGGAGUUCGCGGCGCUCAGGGCUCGGCCCGGAUGGGCGCGGGGCUGGCGUUCCCCGCAGAGCGCUGCGAAGCGGCCCGGGCAGAGCGUGCCGGCUGAGCGCCGCGGCCGCGGAGCCGACUGGGACUGGGCGUCCAUGCUCGGGUGCGGAGCCUAGCGCCCGAGCGCAACCCGCGCCCGCCCGCCCGUCCGCCCGCCCGCCCGCACCUCGCAGCGCUCGCGCCCCGGCUUCGCGGCGCGCUCCAGACAAGAUGGCGCGGCCGGGUCCGGGAGUGCUCGGGGCCCCGCGCCUCGCGCCUCGCCUUCUGCUCUGGCUGCUGCUGCUGCUGCUGCUGCUGCUGCAAAGGCCGGAGUCGGCGGGCGCCCAGGCCGGCUCGCGGGAGCCCUGCGCGGCCGCCUGCACUUGCGCCGGGGACUCGCUGGACUGCAGUGGGCGCGGGUUGGCGACGCUGCCCCGGGACUUGCCCUCCUGGACGCGGAGCCUAAACCUGAGUUAUAACAGACUCUCUGAGAUUGACCCCGACGGUUUUAAGGACUUGACGAAUCUACAGGAAGUGUACCUCAGUAACAAUGAGCUGACAGCCAUACCAUCCUUGGGCGCUGCCUCCACGACUGUUGUCUCUCUCUUUCUGCAGCACAACAGGAUCCUCAGUGUGGAUGGAAGCCAGCUGAAGUUGUACCUGUCCUUGGAAGUUCUGGAUCUCAGCUUGAACAACAUCACGGAAAUCCGGAGCUCUUGUUUCCCGAAUGGCCUGCGUGUAAGGGAGCUCAACUUGGCAAGCAACCGCAUCAGCAGCCUGGAGUCUGGAGCAUUUGAUGGUCUGUCACGGUCGCUGCUGACUCUUCGUCUGAGCAAAAACAGGAUCACCCAGCUUCCUGUGAAAGCAUUCAAGCUACCCAGGCUGAUACAACUGGACCUGAAUCGGAAUCGGAUUCGGCUGAUUGAGGGUCUCACGUUCCAGGGGCUCGAUAGCUUGGAGGUGCUGAAGCUUCAACGGAACAACAUCAGCAAGCUGACAGAUGGUGCCUUCUGGGGGCUGUCUAAGAUGCAUGUGCUGCACCUGGAGUACAACAGCCUGGUGGAAGUGAACAGUGGCUCCCUCUAUGGCCUCACGGCCCUGCAUCAGCUGCACCUCAGCAACAACUCCAUCUCUCGAAUUCAGCGCGAUGGCUGGAGCUUCUGUCAGAAGCUGCAUGAGCUGAUUCUGUCCUUCAACAACCUCACGAGGCUGGAUGAGGAGAGCCUGGCCGAGUUGAGCAGCCUCAGUAUCCUGCGCCUCAGCCACAACGCCAUCAGCCAUAUCGCUGAAGGCGCCUUCAAGGGACUCAAGAGUCUACGGGUCUUGGACCUGGACCAUAAUGAGAUCUCAGGUACAAUCGAAGAUACCAGUGGUGCCUUCAUGGGGCUUGACAACCUCAGCAAACUAACUCUGUUUGGAAACAAGAUCAAAUCUGUGGCUAAGAGAGCAUUCUCAGGGCUGGAAGGCCUGGAACACCUGAACCUUGGAGAGAAUGCAAUCAGGUCUGUCCAGUUUGAUGCCUUUGCAAAGAUGAAGAAUCUUAAAGAGCUCCACAUCAGCAGCGAGAGCUUCCUGUGUGACUGCCAGCUCAAGUGGCUACCCCCGUGGCUAGUGGGCAGGAUGCUCCAGACCUUCGUGACAGCCACCUGUGCCCAUCCAGAGUCACUGAAGGGCCAGAACAUUUUCUCAGUGCUGCCUGACAGUUUUGUGUGUGAUGACUUUCCAAAGCCACAGAUCAUCACCCAGCCUGAGACGACCAUGGCUGUGGUGGGCAAGGACAUCCGUUUCACGUGCUCAGCAGCCAGCAGCAGCAGCUCCCCAAUGACCUUCGCCUGGAAGAAGGACAAUGAGGUCCUGGCCAAUGCAGACAUGGAGAACUUUGCACAUGUCCGUGCGCAGGAUGGCGAAGUGAUGGAGUACACCACUAUCCUGCACCUCCGUCAUGUCACAUUUGGACACGAGGGCCGCUACCAGUGUGUCAUCACCAACCACUUCGGCUCCACAUACUCACAUAAGGCCAGGCUCACCGUGAACGUGUUGCCGUCAUUCACCAAAAUUCCCUACGACAUUGCCAUCCGGACUGGCACCACAGCCCGCCUCGAGUGUGCUGCCACAGGCCAUCCUAACCCCCAGAUUGCAUGGCAAAAGGAUGGAGGCACUGAUUUCCCUGCAGCUCGUGAGCGACGUAUGCAUGUCAUGCCAGAUGAUGAUGUGUUCUUCAUCACUGAUGUGAAAAUUGACGACAUGGGGGUCUAUAGCUGUACUGCCCAGAAUUCGGCUGGCUCUAUUUCAGCAAACGCUACCCUGACUGUCCUAGAAACUCCAUCCUUGGCAGUGCCUUUGGAAGACCGUGUGGUAACUGUGGGAGAAACGGUGGCUCUCCAGUGCAAAGCAACUGGGAGUCCCACACCGCGCAUCACCUGGCUUAAGGGCGGUCGCCCACUGAGCCUCACCGAGCGGCACCAUUUCACUCCAGGCAACCAGCUGCUGGUUGUUCAGAAUGUGGUAAUAGAGGAUGCAGGCCGGUAUACCUGUGAGAUGUCUAAUCCCCUGGGCACCGAGCGAGCGCAUAGCCAGCUGAGCAUUUUGCCCACCCCUGGCUGCCGGAAGGAUGGGACCACCAUAGGCAUCUUCACCAUUGCUGUGGUCUGUAGCAUCGUCCUUACCUCGCUGGUGUGGGUGUGCAUCAUCUAUCAGACCAGGAAGAAGAGUGAGGAGUACAGCGUCACUAACACAGAUGAAACCAUCGUGCCUCCAGAUGUUCCAAGCUACCUCUCCUCUCAGGGAACCCUUUCUGACAGACAGGAAAUUGUGGUCAGGGCUGAGAGUGGUCAUCAGGCCAGUGGGCACAUGGAAAGCAAUGGUGUGUGUCUGAGAGACUCGAGCCUAUUCCCAGAGGUCGACGUGCACAGCAUUACAUGCCGGCAGCCCAAGCUGUGUGUUGGACACACUAGAGAGCCGUGGAAAGUGCUGGAGAAAGCCGACAGGGCAGCUGCUCCAUAUACGGCAGCACACAGUGGCUCCGCUGUAUGCAGUGACUGUAAUUCUGACAUGGACAGUCAGCCCAAGGAACAAGCCUUCCAUCCCCAGCCUGUGUCCAGAGAGAGUGGACAGCCAGGUGCACCAAGCAGCCAAGAGCUCAGGCAGCAUGAUCAAGACUAUUCUCCACACCAUCCUUAUACUGGGACUGCUGAUGGGCCUCCCACCCACUCUGGGGGAACACUGUAUCCGAGUAACCAUGACAGAAUAGUUCUGUCUUUAAAGAACAGGGCGGCAUCCCCAGAUGGGAAAGGAGAUUCUUCUUGGACUUUAGCAAAGUUACAUGAUCCAGAUUCCAUAGACCUAAAGCCUUCUCCUACGUUAACAUCAGGCAGCCCAGAGCUCAUAGAAGAUGCCAUAUCUACUGAAGCCCAGCACUUGCUUGUUUCCAAUGGCCACCUCCCCCAGGCCUGUGACUCUAGUCCUGAGUCUGUGCCACUGACGGGACAGCUCACUGGGAAACGGAGGGGACCACUGCUCCUGGCACCGAAAAGCUAGGCUUCAUCUACCUCAGCUCUGUUAAAGCAAACGCUGCAGGAAAGAGGUAGGAGAGGCUGUGGGAAGUUGGUGUCCAACGUCACUCUGGACACAGUUUUAACUUCCGUGUGGAGUAUCACUUGACUAAAGGACUUGGCAUCUGGAGCACAGAAAUGCAAGAGACUAUUUGUGUACAAAAGGCAGAAAGAGUAUUUGAUACCACUGUACAUAAGAGUUUUCAGAGAUUUCAUAUAUAUUCUAUAUCUUUUACAGAGACUAUUUUAAUCCUUAGCGCAUGGGCCCCGCUUUCAGUGAUAUUUUCACAUUAGGUUGCUAUCUAAUUUUGGAGAGGGUCAGGAAUAGUUUUGGUGCCUUAACGCACAGCUGAAAUUCAGGUAAAACCACAUUAGCUGUUGCUGGUGGUUGGAAAGGAGGGCAUUUUGGCUAUGUGCUCACUUAGUCAGGUUCAGGUGUAUUGGCCAGACUAUGCGGUUGUUCUGGUGGCCUCACUGUAGAGCUGAGGUACAUGCGUCACUUGCCUUUCUUCUGGGUUCAGGGUCUGUUUCUGAAGAAGAGGUUGAGGGUUGUUAACUCACCAAAAGCAAUGGUUCAGAACAAUCGAGCACCGCCUUACAUCUUUCUUUGUAACUCACUCAGUGAAAGCAAAUGUCUGUCUGUCUCCUUCAAUGGGUCUUUGAAGCUUAUUAAGGCAGAGGCUGCCAGUGUUGGUACACCUGUGGAUUUUCAAUAGUGAGGGAUAGUUCUGCCAAUACCACACUGCAGUGGGGGAUAAAAGGAAGGGUCCACUUGUAGGGCCAGCUGCUUCCUGCUGAGCAGGCCUGUCCACCAUGUCCCCUUGCACAGUGAAACUGGGCUUGGACUGUACAAGACUGAGUCCCAGGCCUGGGUGUAUUUGCACUUUGGGGCCCUGUUGCUAACCAUCUUGUGAGUGCCAAUGUGUAAUUCAGUAAAAACUACAUGGAAACAAACUCAGUUCUUAAAACCCCUGAGAGCUGAAGGGAAGUGUUGAGGCAGUGAUGGCCAGAGUCACAGUGUACUGUCACGCCAUAGGUCAUCACUGUGCGCCAGGACAAAGCACAUUCAGAUGUUUAUUCUCCACAGUUGGCUGAUUAAUGUUACUUCCACAAAAUAUGUGAAUUAGCUGCUUCUGAGAGGCAAUGUGAAAGAGGAAGUAUUACUUUUUAUGUACAGAGUUAUUUAUUUAUAGAAAUUUUGGUACAAUGUACAUUGAAAACAUGUAAGAUAUGAAGUGUCUAACAAAUGGCAUUAAAGUGUCUUUAAUAAAGGUUCAUUUAUAAGUAC